UCAAGUCUCCAAGCUCUUUCAGCUAUAGAAGAUUGCUACCAUUUCUAAUGGACAUGGCGAAGGAUGAUUCUGGUACUUCAAGAAUUGAAAUUGUUGACAAAGAUUUUUCUUGCCAAGUUCAAAACCUGAGUAAUGUAGAUUAUACUGUGUCAUCAGCUCUGAUGGAUACUGAGAAUGCUAAAACCAAGGAUGUUGGUCAACAUAUUGAUGAUAAUAAAUUGUUGGAGAAAAGAGAUAUUGAGAAUGUCAAAAACAACCUUCAUGUAAGGGAGCAGGAUCCGAAUGAUCCCAACAAGAAGUUGCUUCAAACUGAAGAAAAUGUCAGCUCAUUUGUAGAGGGGAUUGCUAAUGAAAAUGGUUUAGCUAGAGGUGAUAAAUCGAUCGAAGAUUGUGUACAGACAACACCGCCUGAUGCCACCAUUUUGAGCGAGAUUCAUGAUCAUGAUGAUAGGGCAAAUGGAGAAAUUAACAAUUUGAAGACUGGGAAUCACAUCCUUGGGCAUCCAGCAAAUGGAAGUAUGUACAGCAAUCAAACAUUCUUGCAUGAGAAUUUGCAUAGGAGUCCUAGAAGAAAUAACACCAUGUCAAUGACUAAAAUGAUUCUUAAUCCAUGUUCUCGCGUCGAAAAUAUUCAAAACUUCAAGCUCCUUCAGCUACAGAAGAUUAUUGCCCUUUCUGAUGGAUGUUGCCAACAGUUCUACCAACAUUGAUCAAUCUCCUAAUAUACGGAAGAUGGAGAAUGAUCAGCAUUCACCACUAUUGGCUUCUUCAAAUAAGGAUGCCUUCUUGAAUAAGAAUGAAGUUGACAUAUUCCAGGAGAAAGAAGCUAAAAAUGAUGAACCAUGUUGUCCAAUUGCUGUCAAGGUCCAUUCCAUUGAUGGUUCAUCUGAUGACGUCUGCCCAGAUUUGUCAACUCCCUUCUCCUGUUCCUGCAGUUCUAAUGGGAAGUCUAACCCUGCAUCUUCUGAGAAUAUCUCUCAAUGUGAUAUGCUGAAUUGUUUGCAGGUGGAAAGUUCUUCAACUUGUACACAUGGUCAAUUGAAUAAUCCCAGAGAUUUGGAAGUAGUACUCCCUACAGCUGAUUUCAGAGUUUGUGAUGGUGAAACUAACUGUUUAACAGAGACAUCAUGCUCCGCCAUUAAGGAUGACUCUUUUGCCUAAAGGAUCCCUACUGGAGUUCUCGCAGCAUGAACAAGUUGAUAUUGGAAAAAACAGCCUGGUUAAGGGCCUGGAUAAUAACAACAGUAAAGGUGCCAAUAUCAGAUCUCUCUCUUUGGACCAAUACUCAUCAGGAGUUGGAGUUUUUUCCUUUCAAGGAACUGAUAGUUCUAUAAAAGGAAUAUUAAAGAGAAAUCCAAGAGGAUGCAGAGGGCUGUGCAAUUGUCUGAACUGUGCUGCCUUUCGCCUGCAUGCCAAAAGAGCUUUUGAAUUCUCAAGAAAUCAAAUGCUUGAUGCUGAAGAAGUAGCUCUGGGUUUGAUUGACGAAUUAGCUGAGCUUCGAAAUUUGUUGGAAACAUCUGCAGUUGAUGGCAGCAAACUUGGUGCCUUCCCCUUCAAUAAGCUUCUGGUGAGAGAAGCGUGUCAAAAAGCAUUGAAAACAGAGCAACAGGCCAAACAACGCCUUGGCCAAAUGAUUGAUGAUCUGAAUGUGCAUUGCAGAAUCACA
Messenger RNA from Coffea arabica (coffee), 1666 nucleotides. The record is from RefSeq and is a predicted model, not a curated record. Lineage: Eukaryota; Viridiplantae; Streptophyta; Magnoliopsida; Gentianales; Rubiaceae.